UGCUGCUUCCAGUUUGUCCUGUUAGUUUUAUAUGUUAUCUUUAUUUUGCUUUUCUGUAGCAGUAGGAUCAUCCUACACAUGUUUUAUCAACUGAAGAAGUUUUUAACAGUAACAGUUUGAGUUUGCUGAGUCUGGUUGGGUUUGAGUGAGUGAGUGUGUGUGUGUGUAGCCAUGAAGGAGGAGAUUGCUGCUGCUGUCUUCUUUGUGGCUCGGCUGGUGAAGAGAUAUGGCUGUCUGGAUAAUGACAGCAGGGAGCGAUUUGCUGCCGCCCUCACCUCUGUUCUGUUUGAGAGCUACAAGAACCACUGGUACCCAAACGCACCCACCAAGGGACAGGCCUACAGGUGUCUGCGUAUGAACCGAGUCCAGCUGCAGGACCCGGUGCUGCAGCAGGCCUGCGAGCGCAGUGAAGUGUCAUACGAAGAUCUGGGCAUUCCCCGGGAGGUGACGGUGUGGGUCGACCCUGGAGAGGUGUCCUGCAGGUACGGUGAACACAGCACUCCGUUCUGUGUCUCCGUGGUGGACAGUUGUCGGCGUGGUGAUGGGGAAUUUUCCCGCCGCAUCCAUGAUGCCGUGGAGCGGGCGAGCCUCGACAUCCAAUCAGGAAGCUCUUCAGAUGAGGAGGAUGGGGGUGGAGACAACAGCAUGAGCAGUGGCAACGUUGGCCCAUCAGCUGUCUGCCCUGCUCCGGUCCUACCCACCAACCCUGAACCCAAAACCAUCCCAACUGUCAGCAACCCCAACAGUGUAUACCGGUUUGUUGAGUUUUCUUCCGGGGCCCCUCAGACCUGGCUGUGGGAGAAGCGGAAGGCCUUUGCUGGGGACACAUUCCCACCACACGCUCCUCCAGCUGGAGGUCCGACCUCCCAGUUCUCCAGCCAAAAAGGCUUCAAGUCCCACAGAGCAACAUUUACCUUCAGUGGGCCUCGUGUUGACAAGUACCACUGGAUCAGCAAAUCCCGAUCCUAGAGCGAGCCGUGCCUUCAACCUAGAACCAGAAUCGGGUUGCUGCUCAGGACUGGAGCCAUGAUGCUGGAUCAAAGCACCAUGUGAAGAGAAAAGUGUCAGGAUAGUUGAUGUAUCUUUAAAGUAUAAGAGUUUAUUAUUCAUACAUGUUUAAAGUAAUAAUGAUUUAAAGUACUGCUAUUUAAGUAUGUUUUUAAACUUUGAAAUAUUCAAGUAUUUUAAUUAAACCCUCCUUUCUGAAUGUGUUUUUUUUAAACUAAAACUAAAGUAAAUGUGAAUAAAGUAACAUUGGCCUGUCAUUGAAAAGAAAUAAAUGUGUCAGCUCUG
Molecule: messenger RNA, 1293 nt
Organism: Seriola aureovittata
Lineage: Eukaryota; Metazoa; Chordata; Actinopteri; Carangiformes; Carangidae
Gene: btg4
Product: B-cell translocation gene 4
Exons: 4
Coding region: 172-969 (265 amino acids)
Biological process (GO): negative regulation of mitotic cell cycle; negative regulation of cell population proliferation
Cellular component (GO): cytoplasm; nucleus
Source: RefSeq, a predicted model, not a curated record